Messenger RNA from Umbelopsis ramanniana AG, 1399 nucleotides. RefSeq lists its product as uncharacterized. The transcript is spliced from 3 exons. Lineage: Eukaryota; Fungi; Mucoromycota; Umbelopsidomycetes; Umbelopsidales; Umbelopsidaceae. The record is from RefSeq and is a predicted model, not a curated record. Bases 236 to 1156 code for a protein of 306 amino acids.
AGCACAGAGCCCAGACUCGGGAUGCACAAAGUUGUACUGUAUUCUUGGUAACUGCCUGUCACACUGCUAAGAAGGUGGACUGUGUGUCCGUGGGCUUUAGUUAUUUUUUUUCCUUGUGCCUCGGGUCCUCCACCCAUAUAUAAGGCCACUUCACUUGAAGCACAUUUUUUUCCAUCCUAAAGCCUUUAUCCCCUUUCUUUGUUUACAAGUCCUUAUUUAUUCACGUCCAACAAGAAUGUCACCUGUAUUUCCCGAAUGGUUUCGUAUGCGAUCUUUAUUCAAUGGCUAUGUGGUCACCAUUGAUAGAUCCCUCAUCAACAACACGAGUGAGCUUGUUCGUUCGCAAGUUUACGUAUGCCCUGCGCAAAACGACGCAUACGAACUUUGGCAAUGGGACGGUCAAUACCUUAAAAACAAGGCUACUAAGCUCGUCCUAGAUAUUCGUAAAGGUCGCCUGCGUCUUAUUGAAGAUACCGAAAUCUGUCUGUUUACUCCAAAGCCAGCCGAAAAGGCUAUGAAUCAAAGGUGGUCUACACGUCAAUGCGCGGACGAUCUUGGUCGAGAACAAAAUGGAACCUUUAUUUGCUCUUUGAGUAACGAUGAGUGGGUUCUCGACGUGCAACAUACGCACGCGUCACAAAAUCCAAAGCUGCUCUUAUACCCCGCCAAGGAUUUCGAUAACGAAUCACAGCUAUGGGAAUUCGAAGCGGCUGACUAUAUGUCAGAAAACAUACCAUCAUCCGUGUCUUCCAGCGUAGAUGAACUCGAUAUAUCUGUCCGUGAGAUCAGCCCCAGUAAACGGGGGUCCAACAGUUCAAUUGGAUCGGGCGGCAACGUUGAAGCUUUCAAAGAAGCUCACAUGUUGGUUUAUCUAGAACAUCAACCUCAUGUCAGUGACAAAACGAUUGGUAUGGCCGCUGCUUACCAAGCACUGCAACAAUGGAAACUUCAGCAAGUUGAAGCUUUGACUACCUUUGAUAAUAUGGCCUCUGAUGAAUGGUGCUUGAUACAAAAGCGUUUACAACUUCUCGCUGAAAAUGAGGCCUCUCUCAUUUAUCAGCGUUGCGAUCAACUGAAUAAUAACCCACAAACCGCGCAGUCCCUCGCUGCUAUGCUCGUUCUCAAGCUCUACGAACAACAGCCUGCCACGCCUUAAAUAUCCUCACACUAUCUGUACUAUAUCCUCCAUGCAUACCGCCUUGCUUUGUACAAUCCAUUCCACUCACUUUUCUGCCCUGUUAUUUUGCACAAUCACCCCCUUUUCCUGUCCUUACGCGUUUGAACAAUCGAUCUAUUGUACAUCAUCUUCUUGUUUUUUUUUUUUUCAUCUUCCUAUUAUUCUUAUAAGGCAACAUUCACCUUCUUUUGCUUGUUUUUUUUUUUCUAUUUGAUGGUGUGA